Aplosporella prunicola CBS 121167 is the source of this 2432-nucleotide messenger RNA. RefSeq lists its product as uncharacterized. The transcript is spliced from 3 exons. Gene Ontology annotation, molecular function: zinc ion binding; transcription cis-regulatory region binding; DNA-binding transcription factor activity, RNA polymerase II-specific. NCBI's taxonomy places the organism in Eukaryota, Fungi, Ascomycota, Dothideomycetes, Botryosphaeriales, Aplosporellaceae. The record is from RefSeq and is a predicted model, not a curated record. Gene Ontology annotation, biological process: positive regulation of transcription by RNA polymerase II. Gene Ontology annotation, cellular component: nucleus. The coding region runs from base 38 to 2149 and encodes 703 amino acids.
ACUACCUAGGAACCUCUUCUCUCCUCCUCAUGCAAGAAUGCCACGCCCCAAGAAAGCGGGCGCGCCCGAGCCCAAGCGGCGAAGCCGGAACGGCUGCUGGCCCUGCAAGGCCCGCAAGGUCAAAUGCGGCGAGGAGAAGCCUCGCUGCCUCAAUUGCCAGCGCGCCGGCGAGGCGUGCGACUAUUCCAUCCGUUUGAACUGGAACGGCCGCUCCAAACGGAGCUUCGAUGCCACUCCGCUACUGGCCGCUGCUCCCCCCGCUGCUCCUCCCGCAUCACCUCCGCCGCCGUCGCAGCAGCAGCACAGGACGAAGCGCUUGCGCCUGAGCCCUCAGGAUGACCCCCCUCUUCCUCCUUCUACCGCGCGCCAGAACUUCCCCGUCGAGACGCCCGGCGCCGGUAUGCCCGGGACGGAUGCGCCGUCACCCUACUCGCUGCCUCCUAUGACGCCAUACAGCUCGUUUGCGGGGACGCCGUUGACUCCUGGUUCGUCUAUUGCCUCGGAGGAAGGCAGCUUGAGGUACCAGCUACCUGCGGAGUCGAAGCGGUUGUCUGUCAACGACCUGCUGAUCGACGGCGGUCAGACGGCAAACAACAACUCCUAUGUUCGGCCCCUUGGUCGCUCGUCGGUGGACGUGGUAUAUGGCUAUGAUAUUGGGCAGCCGGAUCUUGAUACUCCCAAGAAUGACGAUGGCGGCGCAAUAGCCAUGUUCAACCCCGAGACAUCUUAUGGCGGCAGCGGUGACGUCGCCAAUGAGCCUGAAUUGGACGAGGAACAGCAAGAUCAACACAGGAGCAGAGCCUUCGAAGCAGAUGGCUAUUACGCAAAGCCCGUGCCAAUCAAGAUCCCCAGAGCGUUUGAGCCGCUGCCUGCUCGGCUGCUAGAAAACCCCAUGAACCUGCUCUACUUCCACCACUUCCUGAACCACACAGCACGGAUCCUGGUGCCGCACGACUGCGAGCAAAACCCGUUCCGGAGCGUGCUACCACAGCUCGCGGUGCGAGACGAUGACCUGCUGGGCCUGCUGCUCGCCUUUUCGGCCAGCCACCGCGCGCGCCUCCUCUGCCACAAGGAGCCUGCCAACCGCAUCGCCGUCUGGGUACAAGACGUGUUUCCGAAGCUGCGCCGCGCACUCACCGAGCAGACCAUCUCGACCGCAAACCUGACUACGGCCAUCAUGCUCGCGUCGCUGGAAAUCAUCUCCCCGAACACGUUCGAAGUCCCCGUCUCCUGGCAGAACCACCUCAGCGUCGCGCGCGAGAUGAUCGUAGCUCGUGGGGGCCUGCGACCCCGUGGCGAGCCUGACGACAAUGUCGCACACUUCCUGUCCCGCUGGUUCGCGUAUCUGGACGUGCUAGGCAGUCUGAGUGGCAGUAAGGAUGACAAGCCCCUCGCGGCUGCGUACCUUGCAUUCGACCGCGACGACGACGAUGUCAUUGAUUGCCUGCUAGGCUUCACAUGGCGCUUCAUUGUCUCGCUAGCCCGCCUCGCUGAGCUCGCCCAGCACUGCGAUACCUUACGCCGCGAGGCCGCGGCCACCGCUGCCGAGGGAGGUGGCGGCAGCGACGGCGGCGCAGACUGGGUCCCUCCGGCCGAUGUCGCGAGCGCCGCAGAGCAGCUGCGCGAGGAGCUGCGCCUGAGCUGCGAGAGCGCAUCAGGCGAGGGGUGCGCGCAUGAGCUGCGCAGCUCGCCCUCCAGCACGACGACUCCGUCUCCAUCAGCAUCUACGCCCACAGCAAUAGGAUGCACGUCUGCCUCCCCCACCGACGCAUCCGAAGCGCACGCCACGAACGCAGCCUUCCACGCCGCCGCGCAGCUGCACCUGCUCCGGCGCGUCCUGAACCGGCCUCCACACGACAGCGAAGCGCAGGCGUGCGUGUCGGCUAUCCUGGCUGCGUUGGCGCGCGUGCGCCCCGGUGGCAGCGCCGACGCCUGCCUCUUGUUUCCGAUUUUUAGCGCCGGGUGCGAGGCGCUGGAGCCUGGGCAGCGGGAGGAGGUGCUACGCCGGUUGAGGGACCUUGAGGCGGUGGGGUUUGCGCAGGUGAGGGGCGCGAGGGUCGGGUUGGAACGCGUUUGGCGGGAUGGUGGGGGCUGGGUUGGGGGGGUGAUGGGCUGGUUGGGUGAGGGCGGCGGGGUUUUUGUUGGGUAGGUGGCGUGGGUAGGUGGGCGGGGCGGUUUGAUUCUUGUCCUGCUUUUGAUCUUGCGCUGGGCUUGCUGCUGCUUGGCUGGCUGGCCGGUACAUGGCUGUGCUGUGUCUUUUGGUUGAGAGGGGUGGUUGGUUCCGGGUCGCUGGUGUGUGAUGGGUGUGAUGGGCUACAUUUGGGGAAAGAGAGAGAGAGAGAGAGAGAGAGGAAAGGUGGGUAGGUUAGUAUGUUGGAGGGGUAGCUGUGGUCGGGCUUUCUGAUGUGUGGUAGGAGAUUUAUGUGUUUGGG